Messenger RNA from Paramuricea clavata, 4010 nucleotides. The record is from the annotation of a GenBank genome assembly. Lineage: Eukaryota; Metazoa; Cnidaria; Anthozoa; Malacalcyonacea; Plexauridae.
AUGAAACCUUUAAUGCAGAUUUUAUUUUUGAUAACAUUUAUAAUUGUAAUAUACGCAAUAAUUGGUCUCGAACUACUUGUUGGUCGUUUUCAUUGGACUUGCCAAAAUAUUGAAACUGGUAAGAUUAUUGAAACAUCCUAAAACUCGUGGAAUUUCAAUAUUUCGUGGAAAUCAGCCAAUGUAAUAUUUUCCAGGUAAGAUCAAUGAUACUCUGCUGUUAAAUCGUCCGUGUGGCGACGAGGGAGGUCGAACGUGUGGGCCUGGGGAGAGAUGUGAAUACAUCAACUCUAGGGCCGAGUGGCCUGGACCCCACUAUGGGAUUACAUCGUAUGAUCAUAUCUUCCUGGCCAUGUUGACCGUGUUUCAAUGUGUCACUAUGGAGGGUUGGACGGACAUUAUGUAUAUUGUAAGUAAACAAUACAAUACAAUAUUCAUUACACUCAAAAAAAUACAUACUCAAUAAUAUCUAAAAUUACAAUUACAAAUGAUCAUAUGGGGCUAUUCUAGUCAGAUGACUUAUAACAAUGAUUUUGAAAGAAAUCAUGUUUCAGCAGACAGAAAUUAUAAUAUCGAGCACAAAAUGAAAAAGAAAGAUACGACACACAGAGUAAAAAAAACACACACAAAGAAAACCGAAAAUAAUAGUAUAGAUUAAUGAGAUCUUGGAGACGGCUACUUGAUCAAAACUAUUCGUACUGAACUAUUAACUGAUUUUUGAAUUGCUUUUUAAAACUUUUCAAAUCCAACUCUUUAAAAAUUUUAAACAAAAGGACUUGUGAUUUGACUUUCACCACGGUUUAUGUGCGCAGGGUGUCCAAGGGCCUUGAAAAUCCUGGAAAGUCCUUGAAUUGGAAAAAAAUAAUUCCAGGAAACUUUUCAACUUGCCCGGUGCGGACACACUCAGAGACAACAUCACGAACAUGUUACAUGUAUCUUCUCCUGAGUGCAUAUCAAACCAGAAACACACAAAUGAUGUUUCCUGUCAUUUCUGUUGUUGUAGAGUUUUGACGCUCGUGAAUACGAAUAUGGCGUCGUGACAUCAAUGUUGUACAUUUCAUUGCUGAUUAUUGGAUCGUUCUUUAUGUUGAAUCUAAUUCUUGGGGUUCUCAGUGGGUGAGUGAAAUUCUUCAUUUGCCUCCCUCAUGGAAGAGAUUCUACAAAUGUACAAAACAAAAUAUAAACAAAGUAAUAUUUACACAAGAUGAGAAUAGGUUCCUCAGAACGCAAUCAGUUUUGACAAUUCAAUAGUUCUAUGCAAAAAAUUCUAGCAGAAUGUACUCUAAAAUUGUCUAAAAGUCCCUGUGCGGUAUGCUGACCAAAAACAACAUCAAGAAACUCUUCAUCAUCAAGUUGGCUAAUAUAUCCACAGAAAUCCAAAGACAUGUUGUUCAGUAUCCACGUCCAAAAAUUCUCCCUUAAUUCAUGACUAGUGUCGCAUCUCAAAACCGCAUGAGCAAUCGGAUCUCCGCGAGUAAUGUCACAACUGAUGACAACACUCCUAGACCACGACGCAUUUGACUUAAAAACUUCGUAAAAUAAUGCACCUAUAAUGACUCAGAAUUUUGAAUAAAAUUACUCGAAAAUUUAAAGUUUCAAAUUUACUGAAUUUUUUGAGUAAAUAUUUACUUUAAUAAAAAAAUAAAUUUGUUGAUAAUUUUUUUGAGUAAUUGUUCUCCGUAGUUUGAGUCACUGUGGUGCGCGCAUUAUUUUACUCGCGUGUAUUUUAAUCAAAAUAUUUUGCAGUGUAUAUGUGUUCAGAUAUUCGAUGCAGAUUUCAUCAAAUACGUUCAAACAGUGACGUUACAUUUCAGGGAGUUUGCCAAAGAACGUGAAAGAGUCGAAAAUCGUCGGUCGUUCUUCAAGAUUCGUCGCCAACAGCAGAUGGAGAGAGUUAUGUCCGGUUAUACUGACUGGAUCAUCAAAGCUGGUAAGAAGAAUAGCAUGCAGAUGUCCCAGUAAUUGUGGUGUCGUGGUCACCACGCUUCCAUUUCAAACUGGGAGACCCGGGUACAGGGAUGCCGGAAGUUGCUGAGGGCAAGGGGUGCAAUUGGUUAACAAAAGGGCAUAUUCCUUAACAAAAGGGCACCAAUGAAAAUGAAAGGGCGUCAUGAUCCAACAUUCGUGUCGACCUCUCUCCCCGUCACCAAUUUUUUUCGGACCGAAUACAAUUAUUUAGGCACAAUUCCUCCGUAAUGCUUCAAUAAAAAAUCCAUAAGUAAUGCUUUCCGUUUCACCUUUCGCCAAAUGGAUAACAACUUUGCCGAAUUCCUGACGACUGCGGGGUGGAACACCCCCACACACAUCCUCAAGCGACGUUUAAUUCUGUCUGCUGUAAAAGUUUUGUGCACCCGACACACCCAUAGUCUGCACCCGCACUGCACCCACAAAGUUGAAAAUGCAAAAGGCAAGGGGUGCACUUGCACCCGCUGCACCCGUGGUUCCGGCAUUCCUGCCCGGGUUCAAUUCUUGGUCGGACCUCUACUCAAGGUCUUAAAAUAAUUGAGGAGAAAGUGCUACCUUUACAUUGAACUUUCAGAAAGUGCUACCUUGACAUUCAAAUUCAGUCAGCUUCCGAAAAUGGAAGUGAUCCUGUGGGUGGCAAUGUGAAAAGUAACAAAUCUGAUAGUUCGUUAGUAGUAUAGUUGAUUUUUUCUAUGUACCUAUAUUUGUCAAACAUUUAGGGAUCGCAGUAAUUGGCGCAAGCUGUUGCGAUUGCCCUGUCAGUUUUUGUGUUAACGUUGUCUGAAUCUGGCAAAGUUAAUAGCAAAUUGAACUCAGUAAAGUAAAUGGUUAGACUUUCGCGUAUUCUCGGAUAAGGACGUUAAAAUCGUAGGGACCUCGGAUCCCUAUCAUUGGGCAAUAUCCUGUCGGGAAAUCCGUUCACCAAUAAGUGAGAAACUCAAUAUGCUCAGAAUAAAAAAAAUACAAUAGCUGCAUGUGUUCUAGAUUUUGCGCAGAUAAUUAUUAGCGAGCAUCGUAAAUAUAAUCUAGGAGAUGAAUUUCAUGAAUUAUUAACCCCCGUGUCAAAUAUAAGCCCCCCCCCCCGAAUAUAAGCUCACCCGAAUAUAAGCCCACUUGUUUAUCACUAUUGUUUAUCACGAUUACCACUAUUAAUCACUAUUAUUACUAUGCGUAACACUUGUUUAUCACUAUUACUAUACUUGUUUAUCACUAUUACACUAACACAAAAGAUCGUCUAUGUAUAAGCCCCCCGUACAUAAGCGCCCCCCCUUGUAUAAGCCCAUCAAAAAUCGCAUACGAAAGAAUAUAAGCCCAGGGCUUAUAAUCGGAGGUUUACGGUACUACUACAAGGACAUUUGUUUUUUUAGAGGAAAUAAUUAUCAGAGAAGAACAGAACGAGGAUGAGAGGCAAGCUCAAGGUAACAAGAAACUAACUUUAUUUAAACCGUUCUCAAUAUGGAGGUUUAGCAAGGGUAACAGCCCUACAAGUUGUUACUAAUCUGUUCACAAGCUGUCGACAAGUUGUGUUCGCACCGCUUGUUCCUAGUUGUUGUAACAAGUUUGAAACAAGCCUGAUGGCAUUAUCAGACUUGUUGCAAGUUAAGGUUACUCUAACACGUCUGAUACAGUCAUGAUAUAACACGAAUGUUACAAGAAUGUUACAAGGUAGACGACACAAGGUUGUAACAAUAUUGUUAUAUCAUGAGUCAUGACUGCAUGUAUCGGACUCGUUGGAACAACCUGGCAACAAGUCUGAUAAUAUCAACAAUAUUGUUACGAGUUGUUAACAGCUUGUUCCAAACUUGUUGACAGCUUGGGACAAGCAGUACGAACACAAUUUCUUGAUACCAAAGUUGCGCCACCGCAGCCCUGAUCGAGACUCCUUUAACAACUUUUCUUCCGACAGCGGCAAGAAGAAUUCAGGAAACCAUGCUCCACAAACGACACAGUUUAUCGGAAUCGUUUAUGAACCUCAUUGAUGGAAAUAAAGAAUUACUCAAUCAUCUUAACAGUUGUAGAAAAGAUGCUCAGAGCAACUUAUCCAACAA